This is a messenger RNA of Nerophis lumbriciformis (worm pipefish), 5715 nucleotides long. RefSeq names its product muscleblind-like protein 2a. The record is from RefSeq and is a predicted model, not a curated record. NCBI's taxonomy places the organism in Eukaryota, Metazoa, Chordata, Actinopteri, Syngnathiformes, Syngnathidae. Gene Ontology annotation, molecular function: RNA binding; metal ion binding. Gene Ontology annotation, biological process: regulation of RNA splicing. Gene Ontology annotation, cellular component: cytoplasm; nucleoplasm.
GACCAUUCUUCCAAAAGCGCAUUGGUGAUGUUGGUCGAGAAGGCCUGGCUCUCAGUCUUCGUUCUAAUUCACCCCAAAGGUGUUCUAUCAGGUUCAGGUCAGGACUCUGUGCAGGCCAGUCAAGUUCAUCCGCACAAGACUCUGUCAUCCAUGUCUUUAUGGACCUUGCUUUGUGCACAGUCAUGUUGGAAGAGGAAGGGGCCCGCUCCAAACUGUUCCCACAAGGUUGGGAGCAUGGAAUUGUCCAAAAUGUUUUGGUAUCCUGGAGCAUUCAAAGUUCCUUUCACUGGAACUAAGGGGCCAAGUCCAAAUCCUGAAAAACAACCCCACACCAUAAUCCCUCCUCCACCAAAUUUCACACUCUGCACAAUGCAGUCCGAAAUGUAGCGUUCUCCUGGCAACCUCCAAACCCAGACUCAUCCAUCAGAUUGCCAGAUGGAAAAGUGUGAUUCAUCAGUCCAGAGAAGGCGUCUCCACUGCUCUAAAGUCCAGUGGCGACGUGCUUCACACCACUGCAUCCGACGCUUUGCAUUGGACUUGGUGAUGUAUGGCUUAGAUGCAGCUGUCGGCCAUGGAAACCCAUUCCAUGAAGCUCUCUGCGUACUGUACGUGGGCUCAUUGGAAGGUCACAUGACUGUGCAGAAAGUCGGCGACCUCUUUGCACUAUGCGCUUCAGCAUCCGCUGACCCUUCUCAGUCAGUUUAUGUGGCCUACCACUUGGUGGCUGAGUUGCUGUUGUUCCCAAACUCUUCCAUUUUUCUAAUAAUAAAGCCGACAGUUGACUUUGGAAUAUUUAGGAGUGAGGAAAUUUCACGACUGGAUUUGUUGCACAGGUGGUAUCCUAUGACAGUUUCACACUGGAAAUCACUGAGCUCCUGAGAGCAGCCCAUUCUUUCACGUUUGUAGAAACCGUCUCCAUGCCUAAGUGCUUGAUUUUAUACACCUGUGGCCGGCCCAAGUGAUUAGGACACCUGAUUCUGAUCAUUUGGAUAGGUGUCCGAAUACUUUUGGCAAUGUUAUGUAUAUUCUUUUAAAUAUGUUACACUUAUGCAUUCUUAAUUUCCGGCAGCAAGGCAUCCCAUCCUCCGUCCUGCAAAUAUAUUUUAUUGAAUUUUACAGUUAAAAUCACAUUUGACAAUCAUACUUUGUUCACUCAGACCCUUCAUACAUGCACACAUCCACUCAUCCACACUCACGUGCACACUUGAGGAGAGAGGUGCACAUGGGCUUUAACAACUCAAGGUUUACAGUAUAGACAUUAUUAGGAAAAAGUACCCAGAUAUUGUAUAUAUCCAUCCAUCUUUCACUGGCUCAGGAUCAGCAUACGAUCCAGACCAUAGCAAGAUGGAUGAAUAUUCCUCGGCAUCAAGGAUCCUCAGGAAGUGAUUACUUGAUCACCUCCCGGGGACCUCUCCACCGUUCACACUUAAAAAAGAAGAGUAAAAUCAGAUUUUCGUGGCUUGAUCAGAUGCAAAAAAACACACAAAAAAGCAAGUAAGCCAUGACAAAACCAUAUCAAAAGUGACACAAAAAAGCAAUGGUAGUGUGGGAACGAUACAAAAAAUAAUAACAAUAAUAAAAGAGGAAUACAACUGCCAAAAAGAUACGACAAUUCUUUUUUUCCUUCCUCUCCUUCCCUUCUUCUAUCCGUCCUCCCUUCUGAAGGAAGUUUUAUUCCAGCCAGCAGUGUUUUGCUGCAAGCUGUUUAUCCGGCUUUCACUCUUGACUGUGUAUUCUGUUCUCCUUUCCCAUUGGCCAAUUCCACACUGGGAGGGUCUUCCAGGCAGGAAGGGGGGGAAGGCUGGGAAUGUUGCAGCCUGGACUUCAUGGGACGCUCUGGUUUCACUGUUGUUGAGGAGAAAUUGUCCAGAGUACAGAUACUUUAGGUAAAGAGAUGGAUCAGCUUUGACCGUGCGUAUCUUUUAAAGUUUUGUUUUUUCCUCAAUCCUCAUGUUGUGGACAUUUGGAAGUGCUGCCUUUAAGUGAGAGCACUAAGCUCACCAACCUAAAGUGCCUUUGAGAAGAAGUUGGUUGCUGCAUAUGGAAACCCCAUUUUAUUCUUGGGGCCAGCGAAAAGAUCACAGCUUACCUUGGGGCCGCUUUUCUGCACACCAUCAAAGUUAAGUAAUGGUCUGAAAAAGCAAGCAACCUUGCAGAGUUUCCAAAGAAAAGCCAAUGACUGGUGGUGUCUGACUGAUGGGUCAUCUCCACCUCAGUGACCCUCCAUCUGAUCCUUCCGCUCCAGCUAAUGGAGCACUCAUCAGCUUGUUUUAGGAGAGGACUUUGAGCACACAUCCAAAUCCUGUGAUCUGCCUUCUGCUUUCGGCAUACCGAGAUUGUCUUAUAAUAAUAAAAAGCAGUUUAUGAUCGACAUUGACAUGGCGUCGCUGAACCUUGCAUCGGGAAGAGACACAAAAUGGCUCACCCUGGAGGUGUGUCGACAGUUUCAGCGGGGAAAUUGUUCACGCAGCGAUGAGGAGUGCAAAUUUGCUCACCCGCCAAAGAGCUGCCAAGUGGAAAACGGGAGGGUCAUCGCCUGCUUUGACUCGCUAAAGGGCCGAUGCUCUAGAGAAAACUGCAAGUACCUUCAUCCGCCUUCGCACUUAAAGACUCAGUUAGAAAUAAACGGGCGCAACAAUUUGAUCCAGCAGAAGACAGCGGCUGCAGUGCUUGCCCAGCAGAUGCAGCUGAUGAUCCCGACAGCCGGUUUACAGACUGUGGUAAGUACCCUACAUGGUUCCUUUGGAGGAAGAACAUUUUCACCUUGUGUUUGUCUUCUCACUUCACAAACAACAUUUCCUCCUACACAGGGUCUUGGCACAAACUCUGGUCUGGGCUACGGUUCAUACUUAACACCCCUGAGCCACGGCAUGAGCCUGGUUCCCACAGAUAUCCUCCCCAGCAACCAGGUUCUUGUUCAAGGGAACUCUCCUGUCACAGUUCAGAGUUCGCCUUCUUCUUCCUCCUCUUCCCCCUCACAGAAGCUCCAGCGUUCUGACAAACUGGAGGUGUGCCGCGAGUUCCAGCGAGGAACCUGCGCCCGAGGGGAGACAGAUUGCCGCUUCGCCCACCCCAGCGACAGCCCAAUGAUCGACACCAUCGACAACACUGUCACUGUUUGCAUGGACUACAUCAAGAGCCGCUGCACCCGGGACAAGUGCAAGUAUUUCCACCCGCCCGCGCACUUGCAGGCCAAAAUUAAGUCCAGUCAACAUCAGAGUGCCAUGGCGGCCCAGGCCACAGCUGCAGCCGUGACUCAGUCGACUGCCAAAGCAAUGAAGCGACCCCUCGAGGCAACUGUAGACCUGGGCUUCCCCCACAGCAUCCUGCAACCUCUACCAAAGAGACCAGCUCUGGACAAAAGCAACUGGGCAAGCGCACUGUUCAGCCCCAGUUUGUUGCACUACCAGCAGGCUCUGGCCAACACACAACUGCAGCAGCAAACGGCCGCAUUCUACCCUGCAGGUUCUGUUUUGUGUAUGACUCCUGCAAACAGCCUCGAUCAUUCUGAAGUAACCACCAGAUCUCAGUGCCACAAUGCUGCAGUGGAAAAGCAACAACCCGUGUGUACAUACUGUGCUCACAGCGCACGUCACCUGCAGCAAGCAUGCUGAAUGCAUCACCAGUCAAUAGGAUGGAGUAAACAACUACAAUACACUAGCUCAUUUCUGGAUUGUACGUGGCACCUGUAAAGUUGUUGUAAUAUGCGUCAUAUUUAUACUACCCCCAGAGCAAUUGGGGAAAAAAAAGAUGCAGAAAUACAGUAACUCCAAAUUAAGGUAAUGUACUGGAUUAUAUACACACAACCUAUACUAACAGCUAUCGGUACAAACAUUAUUGUUAUGUCCUGACAUUGUAACGAUGUAAAUAGUCAAAUCAGAUGUACGUAUACAUGGUUUGGUAGCCAUGCUAGAGAUUGUUCAACUUUCUUGGAUGCUUCAUACAAAUGUAAUGAUUGUUUUACCUUGUGCCAGAUUAAAAUUAUUUUAAAGAAACUAGUGAAAAGCACUUAUAUAUUUAACUUAUAUCCAUAUGCUCUUAGAGAUGAAGUCCCGCAGGACUGUAUGGCCCUAAGCGUACAGCAGUGCUCCCCCCCCCCACCCACCUGGCGUGCCUUUGCAUUGCAUAGAAAGUCUGUUUGCCGAUAUUGAAUAUUGCAUAACCCAAUCAAACGUCACUGCUCAUGCUCUGCGAAGGCUGAGAUUCAACCUAUUUUUUUUUUUUUGCUUCAUUAUAGAAAAACAAGCUACUUAGAAUGUCUUUACCCAUUGAAUAUCCUCUAGUUAAAUGUAUAUUAGUCCAAGUGAAGUGUGACCACGGUGUGGGACUGUAACUCCAACUGUUCGAACACUGUCUUAUUUGAAUGUUACAAGUGCCUAAAGAGUUGUCAUUUUAAGGAGCUUUAGAUGAGCUUGACGUGUUGAAUCUAUUUAAAUCAGAUGUAGAAAGACGUCUUAAAUGCUUUGUGAAGACUCACGAGUCUAUAUGUACCCUCAUUAUUAGCUAUUCCUUAUUUUAUUGUAUUUCCUAUUUAAGAUGAGUUUGUAGUUUUCUUCCCCAGCAUUGUUUCUUAAUAGUUGAACGUGCAGAUAAUUAGAGUUUAAGGAAGAACGUGACGUGUAGUUAGGUUACUUGAAUGAGUACUGGGGUCAUCGUAUGAGUUCUGUUAAGCAAAUUUAAAUGUUAUUUUGUCACAGUAUGUUUGAUCCAUACAAUCUUACUUAAGAAGUUAUUAUUUUUAUUUCCUCUCCAUGAUGUUCUCUUUUUAUUGUGAAUACUUUGGAUUUUAUUGUUGCUGUCUGUAUGUAUGUAACUUUAAACAAGAAGACACUAAAACAUAUUUACUCUGUGAAUGUAACUUCUUAAAGCGGACUUUUUGUUGAGAUUCCUCCCAAAGUGAGGGAAAUGAUCUCAUUGCCUCCAUAAAAGUCGUCAUUGGUGUUCAGGUUUUUCGAGCUCCAAAAGACUGUAGGGUGGUUGAUGUAACAAAGUGCAUUGUAAGUGGGGGGGGAAAAAAUCCUUAUCUUGUUAGUCAUAGUUGUUUGUCUCUGUUGUUGCAGCGAUUCAAAAAAAACAUUAGAUUGUAUUGUCAUAUUUGACUUUAUUAUGUUAUAAAGUUGGACAGAAUUAAAUGCAUAAUAUGUGGAUUUACAUCUAGGGUGUGCAAUUUUUAACUCAUUGCAGCAAUUAAUCCACUCAACCCACCACGUUUCAAGUUUAUUGUUAAGAAAAUAAAGUUUUUAUUAUUAUUUCAAAAUACAUUUUACCUGCUACCAAAAAGUUACAUUUUGCUUGCCCAGACAAAAAAAGAAAGAAAAGAAUGUUCUGUGCAACUGACUGAUGGAAACAUUUCUUUUAAAGCACUUUCACAGCAGUCAAGAUGCUUUUUGUCAUAUUUGCCUUAGUCUUCAUUAUACACAUUUGAUUGCUUUUAAAUCCAAAUAAAAAGAAGAUUUUGGGGAAAUGAUGGCUGCACUGAUGAUGAUGAUGUCAUACUGCUAUAAAUGGUCACAUUAAAAUUGAUGUUGAUAAAAAAAAGGUACCAGUGUCAUCUGCAGCUUUUAACACCGGACCUAACUUUAAAAAUGCAUUCUCUCAUAAUAGUGAAGCUUGAUUUACUGUUGUGUAAUUAUCCAUUUCAUGUGAAUAGUGAUUUCUAAAUUCUGUAAAAAACAAAUACGAAAAAAAAAAUGUCAAUAAACACUGUCAAGUAAA